Molecule: messenger RNA, 1030 nt
Organism: Penaeus vannamei (Pacific white shrimp)
Lineage: Eukaryota; Metazoa; Arthropoda; Malacostraca; Decapoda; Penaeidae
Source: RefSeq, a predicted model, not a curated record
AAAAAAUCGCAGUUGUCAACCCACCACUCGAAAAAAGUUGCCAGCUAGUGCUAUCUGACGCAAAGCACGACAGGCAGAGUGGUUCACGUCACAGAACACGAUUACAGAAUGGCACUAUUUGCUCCCGGAGGUUGGGCGCCCGUGCAGGUCGCGGGGAAGGCACUCCGCUGGUUAUGGCGCAAGAACAAGCCCAUCACCAUAGCUGUGGUGGCGGUGGUGGGUGUGGUGAAGAUCAGGCAGCACAUGAAGAAGCAGGAGAGGAGGAGGAAAUGGAAUGAAGCAGGCAAAGAUGUCGUUGUUCUCCACAUAUUUGAUCGUGGAUACACCUGCCCAAGUCUUUCACCUUUUGUAAUUAAACUAGAGACAUACCUCAGGAUGGUGGAUAUUCCUUACCAGAUUGACCACGAGGAGCCCAUGGGUGCCAAGGGAAAAUCUCCGUGGAUAACUCUGAAUGGCGAAGAUAUGGCAGACUCCCAGCUGAUAAUGGAGCAUUUGGGCCCAAAGUAUAACAAAGAUUUGAGCUCCGACCUGACAGCCCAGGAGAAAGUUGUGGCCCACUCGUUGCAGAUAAUGAUUGAUGAAUAUUUUCUGUGGUGUCUUAUUGUAUGGCGUUAUGUUCAAGAGCGUGGUCGUCCAUUGACCAACAACAUGUACCUUCCAAUGGGUAGUCACUUUUUGAUUUCCAUGUUCGUCAAGAAAGUCACUGAAGCAACCCGUCUUCAGGGUAUUGGACGUCAUAGCUUCGAGGAAGUAGAGGGAAUGGGUAGAAAGUGUCUACAAUCUCUUUCAACUUGGCUCGGACAAAAGCCUUUCUUGAUGGGAGACAAACCAACAGAGGUGGACUGCUCAGCCUUCGGAAUGUUAGCACAGAUUAUGUGGUGCUCCCAGAACUCUUCUUACCUAAAGAUGCUGGAAACUGACUUCAAGAACCUUUAUGAUUACUGUCAACGCAUGAAAGAGAGGUUCUACCCUGACUGGGACAAGUGUCUCAAACCCAGGCAGUAAAAAGAAUAAGAAAAAGAAAAGAAAA